Psylliodes chrysocephalus is the source of this 666-nucleotide messenger RNA. The record is from the annotation of a GenBank genome assembly. Lineage: Eukaryota; Metazoa; Arthropoda; Insecta; Coleoptera; Chrysomelidae.
AUGUCAAAACGCAAAAAAGUUUUAUCCGGUGCGGACCUGCAAAAAAUUGCAAACGAACUAGUUUUUGAAAAUGAAAAUAGUGCUUCAGAUUUCGACUCCGAUGAUUCCGUGACGGAUCCAGUAUGGAAAAUUGAUCCUAAGAAAAAUCCAGUUUCUCAACAAGAUUCAGAAGAAUCAUCUGACGAGGAAUUCAAUGACAAUAAUGAUAUCGAAAAUGUUCUUCGGGGAAUGGUUUUGGAAGAAGUUGCAAAAGAGGAAGAAGAGAAUGACACCAUGACAGAUGAAGAAGUGUUGUCAUUGAAUUCUGGUUGGACUGAAUAUAUAAAAGCAAACGAAAUUGGUAAAAUAUGUGUAAAAGAUCCAAGUUUCACAGGUGUUCUCAACUGUGGGGUUGAAACAUUACUUAAAGUUCUCGAUCAAGCCGUUGUUACGAAAAAUAUUGAGGUUUUCCCUGGAUUAUCCAUUGUAAGAGAUUCAUCAACUUAUUUGAGGACAUCUAAAGAGUUUCGUGAGCAGUUACCUUCAAACUCAAGCGAAAGAUAUGAAAACCUUUUCAAUUUACUUUUGAGAGCUACAAAAAGGUUUAUAGAAGGAAGAAGUCUGCAGAUAAAAUUAUCCAACAGAACGGUUGAGAGUGUAGCUAGAGUUUUAGAAGAAGGCAAGUAA